This is a messenger RNA of Schistosoma bovis, 3882 nucleotides long. The record is from the annotation of a GenBank genome assembly. Lineage: Eukaryota; Metazoa; Platyhelminthes; Trematoda; Strigeidida; Schistosomatidae.
AUUCCGCGGCACUUGUGACCCAUGACGCUCCUUCCAAUGGAAAAUGGGGAAGGCAUUCUCUGCGCAUUAAAGUGUAUGGUCUUCAUUUGUUAAACCCAAAAAUCAUAGGUUUUGAACAGGAAAAACCUCUGUCUAUACCAUCAAUUCUCGAAGAUUACAUCAAACAGAUAUCCAGAAAUGGACAAACAAGGCUUCCUUGGAUAUAUGUAAAACCAUUGCUACUACAUAAGUACAACAAAGUGGUCGACUCAUUCAUAUCGGAAGGGAGUGGUUUAGAUUACUCAAUGUUAGCUACCCCACCUCACUUAAGUGAACUUAGGCAGCGAGUGUUCAAUACUCUCAAAAGACUUGAUGGGUAAGUUAUUAUUAUAGAAGGAUUUUCUUGUCAGAAUACCUUUUACUAUUCAGAGAAUUUGCGAACUAUUUGAUAGUCCUACUCGUCACUACCAAAGAGUGGAUAAGUUCCUGAGAGGACUAGAGAAGGUAAUACAUGUACAUUGAAUUCAUUAGUUGCAGGUUUGUAUGGUGGUAUCCACAGUAGACCCUUAUGGAAAGUAAGUUCACGUGUGACUUUUACAUUAUAUCAAUAUUUCUGACAAUACAUUGCGUUCGGAGUUGUCCAAGUCAUCAUAUCAGAGGCUUGCGUGCUAGGCUGUGCUCUGUUGAAUGCUUUUCCAGUUUAUGUUGUCAUACCUCUAUUAAUGAACAGGAUAAAGUCAGUUAUACUGUUGGAGUUGAGCAACAAUUUUAGCGGCCCUGAGAUUGGCCAAUGACAAAACUAAGGAUUUAUUGCUAAAAAAAGUAGUGAAGACCAAAUAUGUAUAAUCUUUUUAAAUAGUUUCUUAGUUCAUCAGGGUCCGUAAUCGAUCUUUUUAAAUGACGAAACAGACUUCCACUAGAGAUACUCGUUUGAGAGAUCAGUUUAUGCCUAGCUAGUCGAACGAGUUAAAUAGUUUUGUAAAUAUAUGGUAAAUUUUACGAUAAUUGUAUGCGAAAGUUCUGAAAGACACUAAAUGAGAUCCUUGAUAUUUAAAGGCGAUUUAUACGACAUAAGUGUUUAUUUUUCACUGCACCAACGAAUACAUGGUCCAGUUGAGUUUAUUUUGUUUGGAUUUACCCCUUAAUCCCAUUUGCUAUUGGUUGUGAUAUAAAAACUAUUCAUUUUGCUUUGAGGUGCAAUAAAGCUCCGUGGUUAUGCAACUUAUGUUAACAACAUUUCUCUUUCACCGCCUCAACCAUUAUAUGUUUGACAUCAAAGUGGUGCGGAUGUUUCACGUGUCGUGUAUUUGCCUGACGAGAUAUUUGUCACCAGUACGCUCAUUUAUCCUCGUCCGGCUUUCUACAUUAAAGUAGGGUUUUCAGGGUAAUAAGUUAGAGCAUAGAUUGUGCGAACAUUGUCUUAGAGAUAACUUGAAUGCUGUUUCGUAUCAACAUUGGUCGAUACUUAUUUGCGUUUGUUGCAAAAUUUGAAACUAUUUGAUCCAAGAUUUCUGCUGUAUAUCAGUCAAGUCAGUGAGUUAAUCAUAAACACCAUGAAACCUAGCACAAAUACGCAUUAAUCCGUGUUGCCACAUCGUAGUGCACUAAAAUUAAAUUAUCAAUAAUAUAAAUAGGUUGGGCUGUCUGUAAUAACUGGUUGAUGUUAAUUUAUGGUUUUAUUACGGUGAGAGGGAAAUCAGUAGUCCAUAACAAAUAUCAUCAUGUACUCGAAAGCUUCCUUCAUCCUCCAGAUUAUGUGCUGAAAGCUUAUUAAAACAAAUUUAAGUAAUGCUACUUCUAGCUCUGCUGUUAACCUCAUGUUUUAGUUAAUGUUCAUUGUUUUCAGCAAAAUUCACCAAGAAGAUCCCAGGUUCCCAAGUCGUGCUGGUUUGGAUGACUGUGGGUUAUUAAUAGAGGGUUCUCUUACUUCACCACCCACCUCUCCACCUCCUGAGAAUCCUCAAGUACACCAUAUUUCCAAGUCCUCAGAUGAAGAGGUUACUGAAGAAGAUGACGAAGGUGAGGAUAAUAGUAGUGAUGGGAGUGAUGAACGACAAUCACCAAAAGCUGAUCAUAGUAUGAAUCCAAAUCCAUUAAUGAACAACUCUUGUGCAAGUUCGUGGCUUUUCAAAGCACAAAAUUCAUUGAAUCUUCCACACACUCCUCCAAUGCCGUUUCGUAGUUCUGUUUCCAAAACCAGGUUGGCAGACCAAUCUUUAACAAGUGCUCCUUUACUCAGUGGUUUGUGUGGUAGUCUUCUCUCUGCAUACUCGAAUAAUGACGAAGAUUACGACCAACUUAAUCGAUCGUCAGAAAACAAACAUACUGAUUCUAAUACCCAAGUUAAUUCCGAUCACUUAUCGUCUGUUGGAUCUAGCUUCUGCUCUGAGUCGUCUGAGUGUUUACAUGCUCUACCUGUAGAAUCUAACCUACAAGAAAAACCAUCAGAUGCUUCACAUAAACUCUCUUCAGUUGUACAAGAUGAAAUACAAGAUAAUUCUCUUCCAUGGAAUGAGGCGACUAAAAUGCCAAUCGUCAACUCGGAAACAUUGGAAGACACGAUAGCUCAGUGUGAUAAACCAGAUGAAGUAUCUAGCAGUGGUAUUAAACCUUCAGUUUCCAAUGUAAACCGAAAUGAUUCGCCUUCCAGAAGAUUAGAGCUCGACACAACCGGAGAUGAAAGUGGUUUGGCUGGUUGUCAAGUUCUGAGACCUAUUGGUCAACUUGAAGCAUUUGUACAAAAUUUAAAUUCUGAAGUUUCUAGCUCAGUAACGUCUGUACCAAUGCACAGUGGGUCUCCAAAAUCCACAAGCGACCCAUCUGCUCAUUUGAGUUGUGUAUCAUCUAUGGAGGACCUAAAUCAUCAGGGAUCAAUUACUUCAUCUAACUCACUCUUACCUGUUUUGGUUGGGGUUAGACGUCCCCGUUCACCAGGAAUGGAUUCUAGUGGUAGUGAUCCUAAUGUUUCAACAAGCAAAGAUGCAGAUUUGUCGGAAAGUCCCGCCAAAAGACGUAGACUUCCGUCUUCAGAUUUAACUGAAACGGUAGAAUCUAGUACAGAUUCAUUAGUUGGCAUUAGUUUCCAGAUUGUGACUUCAUCAUCUUUGGCACUGAAUGAUUCUCCUCCCAUUAUUAUGUGUAAUCCUACGAAUCAAACUCGUGAUAUGGAUUCUGGUGAAUGCAUUUUCGAAGCUUCAGAAAAUCCUAGUUCUGGUCAGUCUGUAGUCGAUCCAAUCUCAGCUAGUGAUAACAUGUCUAACUUACAUGAAGCAGUGAACAUUAGUUUCGCACAAAAUUCUGAGUCAAGUUCAGAGUCUGUAGAAGGAAGUGAGACAGUUUUGAUAAACAAUGAUAAUAUUGGACUAUCAACUGUAAACUUGUCGAAUAUUAAUUCGGAAACCGGAGAGGAAGAGUCAUAACAUCAUAAUCAUAACUACCAAUGUUUUCUAGAAAAAUAUUGUGGUUUCAAGGAAUUUCAUAAAAAUACUUUUUAAGUGUAUAUCAUAUUACUUUUAUUAUCAUUGUAAAAUUUUUGAACCUGCUUGCUUUUUUCAGAUUUUCUGAUUGUAAUCGUUAUUUUUAAUAUUAUUUCGUUAGUCAAGCUUGAUGCAGUGUACUAUUCGUAACUAUAUGUCAGUCUUUAAAAUUGAUAGAGGGCAAUCUCAUUUAUCGGUUAUUUUGGUGUUUUAAGUGGCUUAUUUUGUUUCUCAUUGUAAAUCUCACUCUUAAACAACUUGCAUCGUUUAGUUUCGAGACGAAAGAUGUUAUCAUUUGUCAAUUCGAAUCUUAUUUUACUUUUUGCCGACAGUCAAUUUAAUAACAUUGUAUCACACAAAUUAAAGAGUUCCUAUCAGAACUGUAAGGAUUUACAAGUUUUAUAAUAAAAAAUGCUAGGUUAUUGUC